This is a messenger RNA of Orbicella faveolata, 759 nucleotides long. Its product is annotated as antimicrobial peptide damicornin-like. Lineage: Eukaryota; Metazoa; Cnidaria; Anthozoa; Scleractinia; Merulinidae. The record is from RefSeq and is a predicted model, not a curated record.
AAUCUCAUAUGGUUUUAUCCUACUUUUCUAGUGGUCAAAGCCAGCUGAAAACAUAUUGAUAUUUUGAUUAUACAAAAAUAUUUGCGCGAUAUAUUACAAAAGAACAUUUCCUGACAGAAUCACUUAAGUCGCUACCUCGCCAGAAGACGAUCUCACUGAGCAACGCUUGAUCAACUGGGAAAAAAUGUCUUCUAUCAAGGUGUUAAUUUUCCUUCUUGGAACUAUGGUGAUAUUCAUGAAGUUCCAAAAUACUUCUGCGGCGUCCUUAUUUGACGGUCUUGACGACGAUGAUAUUAAAAUGUUAGCAGAGGACACCGAUGACCUAGAUGAGUUCGAUGCCUCAAUGUUCAAGCACGACGAUGUAAAAGACGACGCCCAGGAGAAGAGAGCAUGUGCUAACUAUUUCUCCGCAAACUUUUGCGAACGGGCCAGGAGUUGGUGCCAUUCAAGCAGUCACAGAGGCAGGUUAACGGCCAGAAAGUGCAGGUCGACCUGUCAAGAAUGCUAAGGGAAAAAUGAUCUACAAAUUGGUUACAGUUAUCAGCCUUGGUGAUGUAUGCGAGAUUAUAAGUUGAGCUUUAGAUUGGGGGAAUGCCUCUAUAGUUUGUACAUGUUCCAGCUUAGAAUAGAAUAGCCGCUAAAAUUAUGGCAAACAUUGCGUAGUACUUGAUAAUUAUGUUUACUAUUAAUCGCGGUACGUAUGAUACACUAUUCACUGUGUAAACUGCUGAAAUAAAUUUCAGGUGUACAUACCGUUCA